Ambispora leptoticha is the source of this 2271-nucleotide messenger RNA. NCBI's taxonomy places the organism in Eukaryota, Fungi, Glomeromycota, Glomeromycetes, Archaeosporales, Ambisporaceae. The record is from the annotation of a GenBank genome assembly.
AUGAGUACAAACGGCUUAAAUGGAGAACUGGACGAUUUCGAGUUUUCAGAGGAGGCUCCUUGUUUUUUAUCCCCUCGUGAUUUAACUUCAGACGAAGAAUUACCUUCGUUCAAUCAAUAUACCAUUCAUAAUGACUCUGUUUUAGAGGCAUUGGCUGCAAAUAGAAAUGAGAUGGCGACACCGAAUUUUUCGCGUGUCUUGGUACUUUACACCGGUGGUACUAUUGGCAUGAAACACAAUAAACAACACGGAUAUGUUCCGGCUCCCAAUUAUUUAACAGAAACCCUCUCACAAAUGACACGAUUUUAUGAUCCGCGAGGUUAUUCGAAAAUAUCUACGACAUCCUCUUUCGAUACACCUCACAUUUUCAAUCAAUCAUCUGAUCGUGAUGUGUUGAUGAAUAAAAUUAUCAUCGAAGGUCAAGCUGAAUCGAUCCGAGGCUUAAUAACACCGCCUUCCUUAUACGGCAAAAGAAUAUGGCAAGAAAGAUCACGCGUUUUAUUUUCAACGUCAAUCGAUUGGAUAAGAAUUGCUUCAGAUAUUGAGGCAAAUUAUCAAGUGUAUGACGCGUUUAUUAUACUUCAUGGAACGGACACCAUGGCAUAUACGGCAAGCGCCUUAAGCUUCAUCUUGGAAAAUUUAGGAAAAACUGUAAUUCUAACUGGAUCACAGGUCCCGAUGUCUGAAGUGCGAAAUGAUGCGAUAGAAAAUUUAUUAGGUGCACUUACAAUAGCGGGCCACUUUGUUAUCCCAGAGGUUUGUCUUUUUUUCAACAAUAAACUCUUUCGCGGUAACAGGGUAUCGAAAAUGAAUGCUGUAGAUUUUGACGCGUUUGAUUCACCAAAUUUGAGUCCAUUAGUAAAGGUUGGAAUAAACAUCGCUUCACCCUAUAAGUCCCAAACCCUAACCACUAAUUAUGCGAAACUUGUUAAUUGGGCUGAAGUUGUAAGGCCUUUACAUAUAGCCAAAUUUAAGGCUCAUAAAAUACUCAAUUCAAAUGUCGCUACUCUUCGAUUAUUCCCUGGUAUAACCGAAUCUACAGUUCGCGCCUUCCUAGCUCCACCUAUCGAAGGUAUUGUGCUUGAGACUUAUGGUGCCGGCAAUGCACCCGACACUCGUGAAGAUCUCAUGAAAGCAUUCGCGGAGGCAAGCGAACGAGGCGUGGUUAUAGUGAAUUGCUCACAAUGUAAAAAAGGGUUGGUGACGGAUCUAUACGCGACCGGAAAAGCGUUAACUAUAAUUGGUGUUGUGCCAGGAAGUGACAUGACAGCAGAGUGCGCCUUAGCGAAACUCUCAUAUCUUUUAGGUCAAAAUCUUUCACCUGAUCAGGUUCGCAAAGAAAUAACUAGGAAUCUGCGUGGCGAAUUGUCUGUUCCUGCAACCAAAGAAAGAUUUACAUUUAAUAAGUCACAUACCCUAAUUCAGAAUAUUAUAACUGCGGCGUCGGCAGCAGCUGCAAAUUCAAACAAUGUUGAACUUUCAAUUAAUUUGCAGGAAAGAGUAUUAAUGGAAAAGUCCUUGUAUCCCAUUUUAUUAUGUUCUGCUGCUGGAACAAAUGAUUUGACUGGGAUGGAAUUAUUGUGGGAAAAUGUUGGCGAAUCGCUUGUUCUAAAUUGUGUGGAUUAUGAUGAGAGGACGCCGAUGCACAUUGCGUGUACAUCUGGUCAUUAUAAAAUAGUGAAAUUUCUAGUGGAGCGUGGAGCAUCUGUGCAUGUUAGAGACAGAUUUGGUCAUACGCCAUUGUUCGAGGCAGCAAGAAAUAAGCAUCGAGCUAUCAUUGAGUUGUUGCGAUCAGCUGGUGCUCAUUUUAAUGAUUCUGAAAGUGAUCACGUUAUUUUCCAAGCUUUUCUAGCGGCUUCAACAGGGGAUGUUGAGCUCUUAAAAAAUUUUGUGGAUGCGGGUUGGGAAGUGAAUCGUUCGGGUUUCGAUCACCGAACGGCCCUUCAUCAUGCUGUAGCACAAGGGCAUCGUUCAGUUGUUGCUUAUCUACUAUCUCUGCCUGAUAUUUUACCAGAUACUAAAGAUCGUUGGACAAAAACACCUUUGGAUGACGCUGAAUUAAAUCUUGGCCGUAUGUGGGGAAGAGAUGAUCAACGAGAAGCUGACGCACGUGAUAUUGUUAGCAUGCUUAGACUAAAAAUUGAGGAACGACAGCGAGCAGUUGCUCAAAAUAACAUUUUGACUGCAUUGACAAACUCUCCUCUUGAAAAUAGAAGUCAAAAUGCUGAAAAUUCUACAGGCAAUAAAAAAAGAGUUGUCAUUCUUCCAUAA